This is a messenger RNA of Arvicanthis niloticus (Nile rat), 1023 nucleotides long. RefSeq names its product carbohydrate sulfotransferase 13 (gene Chst13). Gene Ontology annotation, cellular component: membrane. Lineage: Eukaryota; Metazoa; Chordata; Mammalia; Rodentia; Muridae. Gene Ontology annotation, molecular function: sulfotransferase activity. The record is from RefSeq and is a predicted model, not a curated record. Gene Ontology annotation, biological process: proteoglycan biosynthetic process; carbohydrate biosynthetic process.
AUGGGAAGGCGCUUCUGUUGCCGGCGGCCCUUGCGGGUGGUGGCAAUUCUGGGUGCUACGCUCCUGCUCCUGUGCGCAGCGCCUCGUGCCCUGCGUCCUGCAUUUGAAAACAAAACUCUGGGCUUCAGCUGGUUUGGAGGAGUGAGGAAGAGUCCCCUACAGCUGUUGCGUGACCUGGACCAGGGUUUGCCCUCCGCGAUGGCUGAGGUGCACAAGCAGCGGCGUGAGCUGCUCCGCCGGGCCUGCAGCCGCUACACUCGACGCCAACGCCUGCUGCAGCCGGAGGACCUGCGACACGUGCUGGUGGACGACGCACACCGGCUGCUGUACUGCUACGUGCCGAAGGUGGCUUGCACCAACUGGAAGCGCAUGCUGCUGGCGCUGCGCGGCCGUGGGGACCCAGGCGCGAUCCCUGCGCACGAGGCGCAUGCGCCUGGCCUGCUGCCCUCGCUGGCCGACUUUGCGCCGGCUGAGGUCAACCAGCGGCUGCGCGACUACCUGACCUUCCUCUUCGUGCGCGAGCCCUUCGAGCGCCUGGCCUCAGCCUAUCGCAACAAGCUGGCGGGGCCACACAGCGCGGCCUUCCAGCGGCGCUAUGGCACGCGCAUCGUGCGUCGCCUACGGCCGCACGCGCAGCCCGACGCGCUGGCCCGUGGCCACGACGUGCGCUUCGCUGAGUUCCUGGCCUACCUGCUCGACCCGCGCACGCGCCGCUACGAGCCCUUCAACGAGCACUGGGAGCGCGCGCAUGCGCUAUGCCAUCCGUGCCUAGUGCGCUAUGACGUAGUGGGCAAGUUCGAGACGCUGACAGAUGAUGCAGCCUUCGUGCUGGACCUGGUGGGUGAGCCUGGCCUGCGCUUCCCUCCUUCGCCACGGAGACGAGAGAAAGACCUCACGCGCGAUCAGGCCCAGCGCCUUUUCCAGGACAUCAGCCCCUUUUACCAGCGUCGCCUCUUUGACCUCUAUAAGAUGGACUUUCUGCUCUUCAACUACUCCGCCCCCUCCUACCUGCGGCUGCAAUAA